UCCUUCUUCUGCCGGAGCCACCGCUGCCGCCGUCUCCUUUAAGAGCAGCCUGCGAGCUGUAUAUCCCGCGCCGGAAGCGGAGGAGCGCGUCGGGUUUAGCCUCGCCACCAAGGUCCCUGUGCCUGGUUCGCGACGGGGAGGAAAAGGAAGAGAAGACCAGCAGCUGCUGCCGCUGCUGCACACUGUGAGCGGCUCCUGGUUAUGGGGAGAGCGCCGGGCUCGACCCGCUGUUGAGGCCGUCUUGUUGGUGGUAGAAUGCAACUCAGGGAGGCCAGAUGCUGAGCACUGCCUCAUGUAGGUGUCCAGUUCCAUCCGUUUUGUCCUUCUAUGAUGGAUGAGUGGAAGCCCAACCCACUAGCCAAUCCACGGAAGAAACGCAGCUGGUACCUGGCCUGGAAGUACAAGCUGACAAAUCAGAGGGCGCUAAGGAGGCUUUGUCAGAUGGGGGCUGUUCUCUUUUUGCUAGUGACCGUGAUUGUCAAUAUAAAGCUGAUAUUGGACACCAGAAGAGCAGCCAAUGAAGAGGAAGAAUCUUCUCAGGAUUAUGAUGAAGACCUGCAGAACCCAGAGAUCCCUCGACGACCUGUCAACAGCAGGAAGGUUCUGGAUAUUGAGGUGUACUCCAGCCGCUCCAAAGUCUACGUGGCAGUGGAUGGGACGACGGUUUUGGAAGAUGAAGCCCGGGAGCAAGGCAGAGGCAUCCACGUGAUUGUGUUGAAUCAGGCUACAGGUCAUGUGAUGGCGAAGAGAGUCUUUGACACCUACUCUCCGCAUGAGGACGAAGCCAUGGUCCUCUUCCUUAACAUGGUAGCUAGAGGCCGCAUUCUGAUCUUCACAAUUAAGGAUGAGGGCUCCUUCCACCUUAAAGACACAGCGAAGAAUCUCCUGAAGAGCUUAGGGAGUCAGAUUGCAGCUUCCCUCAACUGGAGGGACAUGUGGACAUUUGUGGGGAAGAAAGGAGGUGAGGUUUAUGGUGAAAAGCACGCCAAGUCCCCGGUGCUUUCCUCUUGGGGAGAGCCUGUCUUGCUGAAGACUGAAGUCCAGCUAACUUCUGUGGAAGAUGCCGAAUGCCACUGGCCUGACACGGAGCUCAACCGGCGGAGGAAGCGGUUCUGCAGUAAGGUGGAAGGGUAUGGCAGUGUCUGCAGCUGCAAGGACCCCACACCUAUAGAGUUCAAUCCGGACCCACUCAAAGACAACAAAGUUUUUGAUGUGCCUGUUGCUGUCAUUGCAGGAAACAGACCUAACUACCUGUACAGGAUGCUGCGAUCGCUGCUGUCGGCACAAGGAGUCAAUCCUCAGAUGAUAACAGUCUUCAUUGAUGGAUAUUAUGAGGAGCCAAUGGAUGUGGUGGAACUAUUUGGCCUGAAGGGAAUCCAGCACACACCCAUCAGCAUUAAAAACGCCAGAGUCUCCCAGCACUACAAGGCCAGCUUGACAGCAACAUUCAACUUGCACCCGGAUGCCAAAUUUGCCGUGGUUCUAGAAGAGGACUUGGACAUUUCCAUUGACUUCUUCAGCUUCCUAAGCCAGUCCAUCUAUCUGCUGGAGGAAGAUGACAGCUUGUACUGCAUCUCUGCCUGGAAUGACCAGGGAUAUGAGCACACAGCGGAGGACCCUUCACUCUUGUACCGUGUGGAGACCAUGCCAGGCCUGGGCUGGGUGUUGAGGAAGACUCUCUACAAGGAUGAGUUGGAGCCCAAAUGGCCAACACCAGAGAAGCUCUGGGACUGGGACAUGUGGAUGCGGAUGCCGGAGCAGAGGAAAGGCCGCGAAUGCCUCAUUCCAGACGUGUCGCGCUCCUACCAUUUCGGCAUCGUUGGCCUCAACAUGAACGGCUACUUCCAUGAAGCCUAUUUCAAGAAGCACAAGUUCAACACUGUCCCCAGCGUCCAAAUAAAAAAUGUGGAGAGCUUAAGGAAAGAUGCAUAUGAAAUUGAAAUCCACCGGCUGCUCAGUGAGGCAGAAGUUCUGGAUCACAGCAAGAACCCCUGUGAGGAUUCCUUUGUACCCGACACUGAAGGGAAGAUCUACGUUAUGUACAUUAAGAUGGAGCAGGAGGCAGAUUUCACCACCUGGACUCAGCUUGCAAAGUGCCUCCACAUCUGGGAUCUGGAUGUCCGUGGGAACCAUAAAGGACUGUGGCGCCUCUUCCGGAAGAAGAACCACUUCCUGGUAGUAGGAGUGCCCGCCUCUCCUUAUUCAUCCAAGAAACCCUCCUCGGUGACCCCCAUUUACAUGGAGCCCCAAGCCAAGGAUGAAGCGGCGGGAGCCGUGGGAGCAGGAGCAGAGCAAACUUGAAGCAGAGCUUGGGAUUGUUGUCCGUGCUGCCUUCACAGCCUGCUGGGAAAAGAGGCUCAAGACGCCAUGGAGCUUCAUGGGAGAUUUGUGUGCCGUUUUCUCUGAAGGACUUGGGAAGAUGGGGCAAAGACAAAGGGGGGAGGGCUCCCCGCUGCCCCAAGGCAACUGCUGAGUCUGAAUACGUUGCACUGGGAAGGCAGGAGCAGGAGCCUUUAAUAUUUUUCUAAGCCGCUGCAACAAAAUACAAUUUUGCGGGGUGGGGAGGGGGUUGGUUGGUCUCAUUUUUAACACUGGCGCUUUACUAACGGUGGCCGCCCUUUCCUCCAAAUUGUGGGUUAGGCCAGAGGGAGCUGUUUGGAAAGGUGAUUGGUUCACUUUUUAGGGAGCUCUUCUCAGACCACUACUUCAGGAUAUAUACAUAUGUUGUUAUUAUUAUUUAUUAACUCUGUGUGUUGGUCAACAUCCUUCGAAAGGCAGCUAUCCUGCUUAUGUUUCUGGUGGUUUGCAAUUUAGGGGGGAUUGCGAUGGGACUCUUAAGCCCUGGAAAGCAUGUGGAGCCAUUCAUUCUCCAGGCAGAGGAACCAUCCUGCACAUGGCUUGGAUUGGUGGCUACAGAGCAGGCAGCUCGCCUGAAUUUGGAGAAUGGCUUUUGUGCUAGAGGACGGAGAAAUAGGCCAUGGCCUUCAUCAUCGGGACUUAAGGACACAAACCACAAAUGGAACUGCAUGUAUCAGUACUGUGGGCAACCCAGCCUGGAUGCUCAGGCCCAAAAUUCCUUUCCUCCUGUCUCUGCUCCCAGUGGAUUGUGAUGCAAGAAGGGAAACCUCAAAAUCUCUGGCAUUUUAUCUACCUAGCAAGUUCUCCUGGCUCUAACUGAAGCACCUCUUCUUGACUGAAAUGCUCAAUUUCAGACUGGCAACAACAGGUAGAGGCCCAAGGCUGUGAGUUGCUCUUCUGUACAAUAGCCCCAGAAAAGAGCCAAGAAGUAGUGAAGGGGGGGUGUAUAAAAAGUGCCUUGAGGGAGCAUGUGCUGGCCUAGAAAGCCUGCUCAGAAAGGGAGAGAUGAAGUAAAUGGAUCAAGCCGAACCUCAAUUACGUUUGCUCCGUUGGAACAAAGCUUCUGUGAGCUCAAAGAUCGAAAUGCAGGAACACUUGUCCCGCCGUUAGUCUGCAGCGUGGAUGACCUGUGGCAAUGACCACUGUUUGUACCACUAAGCAAGGUCAGCCCUACUAGGGAAACUCACUCCUGUCCUCCAUCCUGUGGAGCUGAUAGGCUUUGUGUCCUACCCUGCUCAGUUCAAGCCAGUCUUGCUCUUUUUGAGGCAUAGGUUGCUUGGAAAGGAGGAGCUCAUAGGACCUCAAGGAAGUUCUGAAGAGGCUUCUUGGAGAAGUAGGUUCUUCUGUAGUCUCUGUGUUGGGCUGGGCGGAGGUAACGGGGAAGGGAAAGGGCAGAAAUUCAGGGACAAAGAGGGAAUAGUGGUUUUCCUCUUCCACAUCUGGUGCCUUAUGAGGUGAGCGAAGUCCUUGGGGUCUAGAAUGUAACUUUCUGUACAAUGAACAGCUAAAGGGAAGGGAGCACCACCUAAGAGCAGAUGGCCAGAUUCUAGUUCAAUGUAAUCCUUUCCCUUUGGUGGUGAGGUGUCUUUUUGUUUUGUGUUUCCUCUUCUUUCUCCACACCAUCAAGCUAACCAUACAUAGUUGAUGCUGCCUGAGUCUUUAAGAAAACAAACGAAUUAGGGUGUAGAGGACUAGAAAAAUGGAAAGAUAGGCAUUACAGCAUUUAAGAUGUCCAUAAGGCAACUGUGGCCUCCAUCAAUAAGGUACCAUCUUCAGCCAAGUCCUGAACCUAAGAGUGUCUUGCUUCACCUCACUUGGUCUGUACAUUUUCCAAAAAGAAACCCUUUGGCUUCUAUCCACAUUAGAGUCUAGUGACUGAGGGGAGACCAUAGGGAAUUUUGGAUGGAUGACUUUGGUACAGUCACUGAUUGAAUGCCGUUAAUUUAUGGGUUACUGAUACUUUACUGCAGGGAACCAAGACAUCUUGUCAUUUCAGUUCAGUCCAUACCAUCUCAGGGGAAACUGGUGGGUGUGUCUGCCUCUGAAAGGUGGGCUUCUCUUGGCUCUGCCUGUUGGACUUGAUGCAGAUACACUCAGCAUAUUGCAGCUGCAGGGUGAGCGUAACCCAGAGCUGAGAGUGCAGCAGUUCCUGCCAGAGAUGAAAAGGAACGCUUGGGCUGCUGCUCUCCCUGACUGCUUCGCUUGCUAUCACAAUGCCAGUGCAUCAUGUUUCACUGGAGGUAAAUUUGGACACAGCUGCUAUUUUCCCCAACAGCUUUUGCAGGUAUGGUACAACUAAAAGUUAGAGCUGUGCUGUAUUUUUGCAAAAGGAUACUUUUUCUGUUAUGCCUUCCUUGUCUCUCCUUAGCAAGCAUUGUGAUGCAGAAAGGGAAUCUGUUCCUGUAAACAGGCACCUGAAGGUUCCUGGAUACAACUUUAGCAUAUGUUUGCAUUUUUAGAAACACGCAUACAAGUUUUCCUGCGAAGUCUUACUACUGAUGACAUAUGGAAUGAUCCUCAUUGUGAAGCAGCUAGUACUUUCGCCAUUUUUGUGGCAACAUGGUAUGGAGCAUGGUUUUUUAUGUUGUUGGGGUUUUUUUGGUUUGGUUUUAUUUAAGGUGCACAGCACCCUUAAUAAGAGGAAGGAGUAACUAAUAAGCAGAGGUCAGCAACCUUUGCCCUCCAGAAGCACACUACGGUCUUUCCCUUAUUUAUUUGGUAACCAGAAUAGGGGAUGUUUUGAAGCCACCAAAUCUCCAAGGCCUUAUUACACUUGGUACUUUAGUGCAAAGAGUUGGGGCUUCUGCAAAUGCUGCAGCAACAGCAACCCUGAAGGCUUUUUUUAGUGCUGGCUAACUGCAGCAAUGCUGAAUUAGAUAAUGUGCUUCUUAUUAAUUUACAGAAGCCUUUUUUUUUUUACUUCAGAACCAGUCAUGGGAUUUCAGGGGCGUGGCAAGUGGAGAUCUCAGGAAGCCUAAUGCCCAGACCAGCCUUCUCCAACCUGGUGCCUUCCAGAUGUUGUGAACGACCAUUCCAGUCAGCUCCAGCCAUCGCAACAGUGCUGGCUGUGGCUGAUGGAAGUUCAAAGCACCUGGAGGGGCACCAAGUUGAGGAAAGUUGGCCUGGAUCUACAAAUACCUUUGUUUCCAAAAGCCUUGAUGGAGAGCAGAGCACAGGCCCCUCCAGACUUCUUCUAUAUCAGGCAUCUCCAAACUGCGGCCCUCCAGAUGUUUUGGCCUACAGCUCCCAUGAUACCUAGCUAGCAGGACCAGUGGUCGGGGAAGAUGGAAAUUGUAGUCCAAAACAUCUGGAGGGCCAAAGUUUGGGUAUGCCUGAUCUAUGUGGGCAGAGGGAGGGGCUAGUUGCUUUUUGCAGCAGAAAUGCAUUUCCUACCUAUCAGGUGUGUAAAAUCAGGUCACUUUGUGUAGUCAUGGUCAAAGUUCAGAGUACAUUUUCGAAGGGGUUACAUCUACCUUAAAAGUGUUCAUGAGGUGUCUUUUGAAAGGAAUGGUGUUCUGCUCUUGGCACUGGCAACAGACACAGCUCCUGUCCCACCUGACCAAGUGCAAAAUAUUUUAUGGUGAGAACAUCUCAAGAUCCCACGGAAACAGCAUCGUUGCAAGAAGAUUGUAGUUUGCAACUUUGCGAAGAGGCAAGAAAAGCAGAGGUGGGUUGGGGUGGUUUUCCCUGUUCAGCCUUGCAAAUGAGUACACUUUUACUGCAUUUCCUGUUCAGAUAGGUCAAAGGGUAGCUGGAACAGUUGCUCUAAGCCACUACAGUGGUACCUUGGUUUAAGAACAGUUUAGUUUAUGAACAACUUGGACUAAGAACGUUGCAAACCCGGAAGUAGGUGUUUUGGUUUGUGAACUUUGCCUUGGAAGCAGAACAUGUUCCGCUUCCUGUUGAGUGUGUUCCGUUUGUAAAUCGAGUCCCCCACUGCUGUGGGAAAGCACGCCUUGGUUUAAGGACAGACUUUGGGAAUGGAUUAAGUUUGUAAACCAAGGUACUACUGUACUGUACUUGCCCCUGGCAAUAUGCCAGUGGGAACAGGAAGAAAAAUAGCAAGGAUAUAAAUUUAAUUCAAUUUUCACUGUGUGUGGCUUUUAAAAUAACAAGUUUCCCCUUGCCAAAAGUUUGUCUUCAUAAGGUUACCUGUACUACAAGUGCUGCUUCUAAAACAACCAUUUAGGGAUGGGAAAUGUUUGAUCUAAAGCAUUUUAAUCUUUAAAAUGUAGUCCAGCGCCAUGGACAUGGCACUUUUGACUGGAAUGGAAGCUAAAUGGCCAUAUUUGGGGGGGGGGUUGUGUAUCUUGUUGGCAUUGGAUUUCAGUGGGGUAAGCAUGCCUUUCUCUGGAUUACACCCAGCAGCUGCAAUCCUAUGCUUGCUUAUUCUAAAACCUCUUGGCUUCUAUGCAGCCAGGGACCUGCUUAUGAGUAAACCUCCUUGGGAUUGGCCCAGAAGUGUGAAACAACUGGAAUAAAAUGUGUUCACAUUCAGCUUCAAAUUCCCAUUUAAAUACAAACAGUAUUUAAUCCCUUUGAUUGCAGUGACUUGUUCUCCUCAAACUUUGCAAACAAGUCCAAGGAUCAUAACCCCUGACCUUGCUCUUUGCAAACUAUGCGGGAAAGGGUAACUAAAAGUUCAUCAGCUGUUCUUCUCUUCCAGUUUAUUUCAGCCAGAAUCUUUCUGGUUGUUAGUGACAGCAUGCUUGAUGCUUUGUCUGAUCGAUCAUGGAAAUUACUAUUUUCUUGUAGCUUCUGGAAGGUUUGGGGAUUAGUUUUGGUGGUGGUGGUAAGUUGGAGAGGAGAGGGUUCUGUUGCAAAGCAGCUACAGUAACAUUUUUCAGACCAGCAGAUGCCUAGGUAACAUGCAAUCGGUUGCCAUCAGUUUUUCUUGUUUCUGCUGUUCCCCAAACUAUCCGUUGAUAAUGCACGACGACAUCAGAAUGUAAAGCUGUCACACCCUGUGGAAGUUGGUACCAUAUGUUAGGCUGCUUGGUGCCAGGUGCUUCUAACUGUCCUCUUAAAUGAUACCAUCUAGGACUGAAUUAGACGUUCUUGCCACUAUUUGGUUUCCACUUCUAUCUCAUUCUUUAUUCCUUGCCACCACCAGCACUCUUGUUUUCCUGUAGUUGUAUUUAACUUAAUGCAAAGGGCAAUGCAGUUUCCUGGGCUGGGAGCACCUUAUUCCCUGGACAGACUUGGAUUUCAUUUGCAUGCAGUGACGGGCAAGAACAGAGGCUGCUGUGUGCAGGGUGACCGACUGCUUUUUGGAAUCCAGUUUUGUGUGUUAGUUUUUUUUCUCUCCCAAAAAUAAAGGUGGCGGAACUACGA
This is a messenger RNA of Zootoca vivipara (common lizard), 7692 nucleotides long. It is a transcript of the gene POMGNT1, whose product is annotated as protein O-linked mannose N-acetylglucosaminyltransferase 1 (beta 1,2-). Gene Ontology annotation, cellular component: Golgi membrane. Gene Ontology annotation, molecular function: beta-1,3-galactosyl-O-glycosyl-glycoprotein beta-1,3-N-acetylglucosaminyltransferase activity. NCBI's taxonomy places the organism in Eukaryota, Metazoa, Chordata, Lepidosauria, Squamata, Lacertidae. The record is from RefSeq and is a predicted model, not a curated record. Gene Ontology annotation, biological process: protein O-linked glycosylation via N-acetylgalactosamine.